Molecule: messenger RNA, 753 nt
Organism: Ornithodoros turicata
Lineage: Eukaryota; Metazoa; Arthropoda; Arachnida; Ixodida; Argasidae
Gene: p23
Product: prostaglandin E synthase 3-like
Exons: 5
Coding region: 85-603 (172 amino acids)
Biological process (GO): protein folding; chaperone-mediated protein complex assembly
Cellular component (GO): nucleus; cytosol
Molecular function (GO): Hsp90 protein binding; protein-folding chaperone binding
Source: RefSeq, a predicted model, not a curated record
CGUACGUCUUCGCUUCUUGCACCACGCUCUCUCACCGCUUUCACUUCCUUCGCCAGUGUACCUCUUCAUCUUCGACUCGCUAAAAUGACAGGCGAAACAGCGGUAGAAAGUAAAUUAUCACCACCACCCGUUCUGUGGGCACAGAGGAAAGGCCUGCUCUACCUAAAGGUGGCGCUGGAGGACUGCAAGAACCCCACAAUUAAAGUAGACAAAGAUUCCCUAUACUUCAAAGGAGUCGGAGGAACAGAUGCCAAAGAGCACGAAGUCACCAUCAACUUUUUACAUCCCAUCAAGCCAGAGGACUCUCGGCAUGUAGUGCACCCCCGUGGGGUUGAGUUUGUCCUGCAGAAAGCGGAGGAAGGACCCUACUGGAGCAGGCUCUUGAAAGAAGGCGCAAAGUUCCAUUGGCUCAAGGUCGACUUCAACAAAUGGAUGGACGAGGAUGACUCCGGGGACGAACUAGCGGGCGGCGGAGGAGGUGACUUCGAAGAGAUGAUGCGACAAAUGGGAGGACUCGGGGACGAUCCCACCAGCGGAGACUUAGAAAAUGCGGGUGACAGCGACGACGAAGAAAUUCCAGACUUGGAGAGCAGCAAAGAAUAAAGCUGCAUUAAUGCAGUCCUUGUACAGAGCAGUGUUUACAACAAGCUGCACCUCGUCACAUGUCUUCGAUCAACAGCACUCCCCCCCCCCCUCCCCCAUAUCCUCUCUUUAUGUGCCUCCUAUCCAAUAAACAUACAUUUAUGUUGAGUA